AUGUUGUCGCUUCAGAGACUUGGAAGGCGACCACUGGCUGGGGUUGCCGCUCAAUAUCCACCACUUACCACUCGACUCUUCUCCGUCUCAACCGCUUUCCGAAAUGGCCCCGUUUCCGCCCCCGGAACAACACCAAGGAAGCCUCACACCAUUGAUCCGCGAUGGCUGACCCUGACCAAGCGAAGAAUCGGUAGAUGUAUGAUGUUCGGCUUGAAACCCCCGCAGAUUAAAGAGGCAGGGGAAAUACUACAGCAAAUUGCAAGGGACUGGCGAGAAUUGAUCGCUGGCAGCGAAGGCUAUUUGACAGAUGAGACCCGAAGGGGGCUAUUUCAACAAAGCGUCGCGUGGGGAGAGAUGCAUGGACAUGUGAACAACGUCACAUACCCCCGAUAUGCAGAGACGGCGCGCGUGUACUAUACCCGCAACUUUGCCAUGCAUAUAGACCCGGCCCAUAAGACAGAGUGGUUGAACCUUGUCAGCUCUAAGGGCAUCGGACUUAUUCUUCGAAGUAUCACAAUCGACUACAAAUUUCCUAUGACUUACCCCGAUAAAGUUACGGUAUAUCAUAAGCUGGUUCACGAUCCGACAUCCCCUGAUGCACCUCGUCAUGGGUUCUAUCUACAUGCGAUGAUAGUCUCCGAGGCUCGCCAACGGCCCGCUGCCCGUGUUUCCGAGGAUCUGGUCAUGUAUGACUACAAGGCAAUCAAGAAGGCGGAGCUUCCGCCGUUUGUCAUGGAACAGUUCAAAUCCACCUGGGAUCUCCAAGAGCAAGCCAAGAAAUACUGGCAGGAGCGCAUCCUUGAUAUAGAAACAAGGGUCCGCACAUUGGAAACAGAGAGCUGGGACCGGGAAGAUGCGGUCGAGGAUACCGGAUCUGCGAAGCAGUGA
Aspergillus niger is the source of this 888-nucleotide messenger RNA. RefSeq lists its product as uncharacterized. Bases 1 to 888 code for a protein of 295 amino acids. The transcript is spliced from 4 exons. Gene Ontology annotation, molecular function: fatty acyl-CoA hydrolase activity. The record is from RefSeq and is a predicted model, not a curated record. NCBI's taxonomy places the organism in Eukaryota, Fungi, Ascomycota, Eurotiomycetes, Eurotiales, Aspergillaceae.